UGGAUUUCACAGUCGGUUCGGCGUCACUCCUGGACUGCGCGUGCACGCCUCCUGCUGGCCAGCCCAGUCCCUCCGCGGCGCGCGCGCGCCCGCAUCAGCUCGACGGGAAAAGAAAAGGAAAAAUAACUGCAGCGGCUCGCGCUGUUGCAGGAGCCACGCCGAGCGGAGCGGUGUCCGAAAAAAAACCACAGCCUCUAACUGGACUUCUGCUACUCACUCCGGGGGUUGUUGUUGUUUUUUUUAAAGGGGGAGCAAGGGUUGGUCCAGUCGAGGGGGGGAAAAAAAAAGGCUUGUCAGGACCCGGAGUUAUUAUUGCCAAGAAGUGGGAGCGGUGUCGACGAGGAGACGUUCGGGGAGGAAAACUGUCUGCAGUCAGAAGAUGGACAGUGGAGCUGUCUGAAGCAUCAAGGCGCUGACACUCUUGGCCCUAGAAGAUCGGAGGAAACGGGGAGCCGUAGCCUGGCAGGCUCCAGCGGUAAGCGCUCUCUCUGCUCCAUCCUCUGCAACCCCACGGCGGCCGGAUUCAUUGCGACGUGCAGUUUUCGCCAUCGUUGCGCUCCAGUCCUUUCCUGUCCGCCGUGGCUUCAUGGAGGGGUUUCCUGUGCACUGACCUAGCAGGCUGCCCUCUGCACCAGCAGCCAUGUCAGCUUGCAGCACCUUCACCGAGCAUGUGUGGAAGCCGGGCGAGUGCAAGAACUGCUUCAAACCAAAGAGUCUGCACUGCUUGACUCAGAGCAGCGGCGGGAAGCCUCCAUCUGAGCAGAGGCCGCCAUCAAACCAGCAACUAAAUCCACUUCCUGCCGGGCCCAGAGCUAACCCUAACCUUUCCGCGAACUCCCAACGGGCGGGGGCCGGAUCUGCACGUUCGGGACACAUCCGCCCUCCGGUGGCCAAGAAGCCAACCAUCGCUGUUAAGCCCACUAUGAUGCUGCCCAGCGUGUCUGCAGGACUGGAUGCAGAAGGCAACUUGCAGCAGCAAACAAACGUAAUAGAACAAAGUAAAACGUCGGCCUUUACUGCCUGGAACCGCAACGGACUGAACCGUAAGAGGCCUGGUGGACCCAACAAUAACAACGAAGGAGAGAAUGACAGCGAGGAAAUAGAGGGUUAUGGACCUCUCAGCCCAAGAACACCCAGUGGAAAUAAUAACAGCAGCGGACUGACAGAUGUCCUCAAAGAGAUUGCUGGGUUGGGCCCUGGCUCUAGCCCAACACCCCUGUCUGGUUCCAAAGACCUAUUCUGGGGGCGAAUCAGCAGCUCGUACCGAAGGUCCCUGGAAAGAGGCCUGCCGGCUUCCAGCUGCCUGGCUUUAGGAAGCGGCAGCAGUGAAGGCGCUCAGAAGCGGGUAUCGCUUAGCGAUUGCACCAAGAUCAUCAGCUCUGAAGGUGGCCGCUUCUGCUACCCAGAGUUUUCCAGUGAGGAGGAGGAUGAGGAGGAUGAAGAUGAAGAGGGUGAAACUGAACGAGAAGACGAGGAGCAUGAGAGCUGGGAUGAAAGUGAUGAAGAAUUACUAGCCAUGGAAAUCCGGAUGCGAGGCCAGCCGCGAUUUGCGAAUUUCCGUGCUGCCACCUUGUCUCCGGUGCCCUUUGCAGCGGGGAAAAAGUGGAAUACGGUGCCCCUUCGCAACCGCUCGCUGCAGCGAAUCUGUGCAGUGGACUAUGAUGAUAGCUAUGAUGAAAUCUUGAAUGGAUACCCCUCCAAUGGAAGCCUUCUUCCCUAUGGACCUGUGGAGACACAAAGCAGUGCUUUCCUCUCCACUUCAGAGUCCACAACCUCUCCAGAAUCAUCAUCGUCGCUACAAGAAGAUUCCCACACUAUUUCCAGUAGUGGAAGCAGUGGGUUUAAUAACAUCUUGCAUUCGCCCACAUCUUCUAAGGCACCCGCACCGCCUACGAGCCCUCCAAACAAGGAGCCUCCAAAAAGGGGUAUUAGUCCCCCCAAGGUGGCCGAGACCCACAAGGCAGUGCUGGCAAUUAGGUUAGAAGAGCAGGAUGGCAGGGAAGGGAUGCCAAUGCCUCAGGCCCUUCCUGGACAACCGGUUACGAUAAGUUUUAGCCCUACAGAGGAGCAGGCUAAACCGUACCGUGUGGUUAAUUUGGAAAAAUCCCUCAUUUGUAAGCCGUACACUGUGGUCGAUGUGUCGGCAUCAAUGGCCAGUAAAGAUGAACAGAAGCUAGAUUCGUCACCACGACCCAAAAACCUUCCAAAACCCUCUGGUCCCACGUCCUUCUGUAGCACCCCAUUGGUCCAGCCCCUCUCUCCGGUGUCUCCCCUGUCCCCAUCUUCUCCUUUAAGGUCAGUGUCCCCUUCAUCCAUCGCUCUGUCCCAGAAGAAGACCGGCCAAAUACGAUAUCAAGAAGUAUGGACGUCUAGCACGAGUCCUCGCCAGAAGAUCCCUAGAGUGGAUCCCGGGUUUGGGACUCCUGGGCAGUCCGUCACCCCGCAGUUUUGCAGUCACAAGUCAGCUCCCACGUCUCCUAUUGCGGGGCUGUCGUCGUCCCGAACUGUACCCGUAAAGUCCCCGAAUUUAUCAGAGAUCAAGUUUAAUAGUUUCAACAAUGCCGGCAUGCCUCCUUUCCCCAUCAUUAUCCGAGAUGAGCCAGCCUACGCCCGCAGCUCUAAGAAUGCAGUCAAGGUGCCCAUUGUUAUCAAUCCCAGUGCGUAUGACAAUCUCGCAGUGUACAAGAGCUUCUUGGGCCUCCACGGGGAGCAGUCCCAGACAAAAGGGGGCGGCGGCAGGGUUACCAGCCAUACCUACGAAGAGAUCGGCUCCUCCGAGAGUGUCCAGUCCUCCUCGACAGACAAAACGCUGUCUGGGAGAGGCCAGUCAGAGCAAGCCUCGUUUGAGGAGAGCAGAUUUCCACUUGAAGCAGUGCCAAGUUUGCAGGUUAGAACCACUACAGAUUCAAGCGCUGUAACAAACACUGUAACGAGCCUCACAUCUGGGGCCCUCUCUCCCACUAAAGCAACGAUCACUUCUGCCAAUCUCGCCAUUACUGCAAAUCUAACUAAAACCAGCCCUGCUGCUAAUGCUGUUACACACACUUAUAAGAUAAGUGGAGACGAUGAUCGAGGCUUAACGUCACCUGCUGGGACAGCUGUAGGCCACAGAGAGGAGGCCAGUGCUGUGCUGUCACAGAUUGUAGCGUCUAUCCAGCCUCCUCAAUCUCCUCCCGAGUCCCCCUCAGCACAAACCAACACCUUCAGCUCUGAGGAGCUGUACGCCCUCCCACCUGAUGCCAUGAAGGAGACCCUCACGCGACCCAAAUCUCUGUUUUCCGGCACCGACGGCUGUCUUUCCAAGCCAAAAAAGGAAAACCCCUCAAAGGUUUUGUCAAAAUCCCAGAGUGCCUCCGCUGCUGUCCCAGCGGCCACUUCCCGAUCAGAGCCCAGUGCCCCCUACCCACCGCCAAGAUCCACGUCCUCCCCUUAUCAUGCUUCCAACAUACUUCAGAGACAUUUCGGCAACUGGACUAAGAGCUCGGCCUCCAGCUCCCCAUCGCGACCCGGCGAAGGCGAACCGAGCCCCGGUGGGGAGGGGAGACGCGUUUCAGCCGAGAGUUCCAAACCCAAACGAUGGAUCUCCUUUAAGAGCUUUUUUCGCCGGCGGAAAGACGAGGAUGAUCAGAGAGAGAAGGCGGAGAAAGACAAGGAGAAGGGCAAGCUGGUCGGGAUAGACGGAACGGUCAUUCACGUCCUUCCGCCACCGCCUGCCCAGAAUCAGCACUGGUUCACUGAGGCCAAACCCGAAGAUCCCACCCAGAAACCUACCAUUAUUUUCACAUAUAAACCAGACGCUGGUAGCAGCCCCGGAGAUGGAGAGCUGCGCAUAGAGCAGUGCCGAGAAACGGAUCUGCUGGCAGAAGACAGCAGGGACUCUGAACCUUAUAGCCCAGGGCAAACAGUACCAUCAGAAUCCGCUGGAGGAGACGCCAGCAGCAAAGACCUCGGCCAGGUACCAGCCAGCCAUGCCAGGGACCGGGACCUGCCCAGGGUCAUCCCUCUGCCUGCCAGAGUGAAUCUGGGGCUGGUGUUCGGGGACGCCCGUGAGGGCCUCGCCAACCAGGCCGACCCCCCAGUCGGCGGCGGAGAGGGCAGCGCCAGCCUCGGAGAGCCGGAGGAGGAUGGAAACCACUCUCAUCCAUCCCACUCUCCUGCCUCCAGCCGGUGCAGCGCCACCUACAGCAACCUGGGUCAGUCAAGAGCCAACAUGAUCCCACUGAAACAGCCACGGAACCUCAAAGCCUCCAACGAUACUUUGUCCUCUCUGGACCUAAACGGUUCCACGGACCAGCCAGCUCCUAAAGCCACACCACCGCCGCUGCCCAAGAAGGUUGUCCCUCGCUCCAGCACAGAACCCAGCCUCGGGGUCAAAGAGCCCACCCAGGGAGCCCUCAGGCCCCGCGCCGAGGCUAAGCCAGGGGGCACCAACCUGAGUGUGGCUAACCCCCUGUACGACUUGGACUCCACCUGGGAGACAGCGAGCCAGAGCUCCUCUCUCAGCUCCGAGCCACAUCGAGCCCACGAACAUGAGAGCGGUGACUCUUUGGAGAGGUCGUCUGCUACCGCAGCCACAAGCAAGGGUAGCCUGGCCACCAGCGUGUCCUCCCUCAACCCCCAGCCUGCCGCCGCCACACCCGCCACCACAACCUGUGGAAGGGACAAGAGGGUCUUCCCAAGCACGGAGUCCCUGGGUGGGAGGGGGAGGCCUGCAGGCCGAGGAAGCGGAGGCGGGGGGGCCUCCAAACCACAAAGAACUGCUCUUUACAGGGGCUUGGACAGCUGGGACGAGGUGGUGGGGAGGAUCAGGGGGCUGCACACAGACACCCUACGGAAGCUGGCGUCAAAGUGUGAGGAUCGCUUCAUGGCUGGCCAGAAGGACCACCUGCGAUUUGGCACUGACAGCUGGUCCCACUUCAGGUUGACCACCGGCAAACCGUGCUGCGAGGCAGGGGACGCCGUCUACUACACGGCUUCUUAUGCCAAAGACCCUCUGGUCAACUACGCCAUCAAGAUCUGCCGGAGUCAUGUGAAGGAGACCCAGCAGCAGUUCUUCCACAGCCUUGCUGUCAGACAGAGCCUCCCGCUGCACUUCAACAUCCAGCAGGACUGUGGACACUUCCUGGCUGACGUCCCCACCCGACUGCUGCCUUGGGAAGAGGAAGAGGAAGAGGAGGGAGAAGGUGAAGAGGAGGAGAGGGAGGGAGAUGAGAAUGCCGAAGAGACAGAGAAAGGAAUUCAGAUGGACACAAACCGAGCAGAGUCUGAAGCUUCAAACAGCAGAUCAGACGAGACCCCGGCAGCGGGGACCGUGACCACGGCGGGCCACCUCAGGAGCCGAGUGGUGGUCAUCACACGGGAGGUGCCCUUCCAGACGGUGGCGGACUUCGUCAGAGAAGGCGUGGCCCGGCACGCUCACAGCCCCGAGCUGUACGAGCGUCAGGUGUGCCUGCUGCUGCUGCAGCUCUGCUCCGGCCUGGAGCACAUGAAGCCCUACCAUGUGACCCACUGCGACCUGCGGCUGGAGAACCUGCUCAUGGUCCAGUGCCAGCCGGGCAACCCCUGGAACCUGGACGUACUCGAGCCCAACAACAACAGCAGCAGCAACGGCCCGGGGGCCUCGGCGGCCAGCAGCGCUGCCGGGGCCACCUGCCCCGCCCGCCUCAUCAUCAGCAACUUUUCUCAGGCCAAGCAGAAGAGCAGCCUCAUGGCCGCCGACCCGGGCACGCUGCGCGACCAGUCCCGGCUGGCGCCGGAGAUCAUCACGGCCACGCAGUACCGCAAGUGUGACGAGUUCCAGACGGGGAUUCUCAUCUACGAGAUGUUGCACAGACCCAACCCGUUCGAGGAGACGCCGGAGCUGAAGGAGCGAGAGUACACCUGGGCGGACCUGCCGCCCCUGCCCGUCAGGUCGCUCUACUCCCAGGGACUGCAGCAGCUGGCGAGGCUGCUGCUCACCGUCAACCCAUCGGAGCGGAUCCAGAUGUCCGAGGCCCGGGCCUGUCUGCAGUGCCUCCUCUGGGGCCCCCGGGAGGACCUGUUUCAGGCCCUGGGCUGCAGCACCGUGGGCCCCAUGUCAGGGGCCACUGCCAGCCAGCGAGAAGCCACCCUACAGAACUGGCUGGACCUGAAGCGGACUCUGAUGAUGAUCAAGUUCGCGGAGCGUUCGAUGGACUCGGCCUGCAGCGUGAGCCUGGAGGACUGGCUCUGCUGCCAGUACCUGGCGUUUGCCACCACGGACAGCCUAAGCCGUGUGGUCCACAUCCUGCAGCAGCCGCCCCAGUCCCACCACCAGAACCCGAGCCAAACCCACCCGCCACCCACCCACCGCCUCGCUCAGUCGCAGCAACUCUGAGCUGCUUUGCCCAGCUGUUACUAUGGCAACACCUUUCCCCCUCUGCGCUCCCUCCGCUAAUGGUGAAGUGUGAUGUAAGCUAACAGCGAGCCAAACGCUAAGCCGUCUGUCUUCCUCAUCAGACCUCACAGCGACCAACAGAGUCUCAUCAGGCGGACGGCGCUCCUGGGCGCCGCUGCUGAAACCCGUUUACUGCUCUGUUGCUGAGGUUCGCUGGAGGCCACCAUCACAGGCCAGAUUUUAGCCGCCGGGUUCCUUAAUGUCCUGCAAAGUAGUCAUCAGUCGCUCAGAGAAACACAACCAUGACAAUGCAUGAAAAAAAAGGAACGAAUGGGAUAAAUUGGAGAAUUCUCUCCAAAUUAUAUAUAACAUUUUAACAUAUUUUUAGCAGUUUGUGCUGCAGAGCUUUUUAGGGCUAAAGCAAAAAACUAAAAAUUACUUGUAGCGAAAAAUUCGAUAUCCAGAUUUUUUUUUUUAAAGAAUUUUAUAAAUAUGAAGAAACCUGUUUUUGUUGAAAAAUUUUAAACUGAUGAAGAGUCAAUGAUGAGUUUCCACUGAAGCCAAAGAUCAGCCACAAGCUGCCCACUAAAAGAUUCAAUGUUUUGCUAGAGAUGCACCAAUCAGGUCUUAGCAAAGCUUUCAACUGCCGAGUCCGACUUUAGCUGAAUAUGAGAAGAAAGUCUUUCUUUUAGCCUCCAUAAUUAUUUAUAUCAGGAGAGACGGUGACAUCACUCAUUCUUAGAAAACAGGGUUUUAUUAAUUAAAAAGAAAUAAAAAUGAUCACACGGUGGACAUUUUAACUAGCUUCAGCAGCUGACGUUAAUGUUUAGCAGGGUUAGCUCAGUUUGCAGUAGGGAAACCGUCUCCGUGUGAAGAUUCUGGAUGAUGCCCACGCUCACCUUCAUUCCCCGAUUUCCAAAAGGCUGUCACAUAUCCAGCAUGUCCCUUUGCAGAAGGGGGUUAAAGAAGGAUGAGACCGAGCAGCUUUGCUGUCCCACGCUCAGCCUUCCUGUUACAUGCUCUCUCUCACACAGCCUGGAAGGACCGCAGACAUGUCUGAGGAGGCUGUAGGAAAUAAGUAGCUUUUGUCCUCUGAAUUCACCUCUGACACUGAAAAUAUCAGACUUUGAGUCGUCAUUCAGUAACGUAGCGCUGUGUGGUGCGUUCACUUAGCAGAUAAAUAUUAGCUUUCUGACUUACUGACUGGCUGGUCAACGGAGCUGUAAAUCGCCUGAUUUCUGGGAGCAGCUCUAGUUUUCACAGCAUUUUUUUACAUUUCAUCCAAAUGCAGAGCAAUGCAGCACACAAGUAAAGCAGGUGGAUCUGUUACAGACUGGCCCUAAAGCUUAAGUCACUCCACAUCCUGUUUUUAAAAACUGAAAGCUGGUCUGAGGUUGAAUUGUACGGCUUGGCCUACUUCCUGUUCCCCCUCCUUCAGGCUCUUUUGACGCUGACAUGAAACGGGGACACGCCUGCUCCUGGCUGUAGGCCUGACCUCCCCUCCAUGUCGGUGCAGCAGGUUGACUAAGUGACUCCUCUGUUAGUUUUGUGGCACAUAAACUGAUUUUAUUUCAGUCCUGCAACAUUGCAAGUAACAAAACGAAAAAAAAAAAAAGAAAAACGAGUGAAUUUCAGAGUGAACAUCUCCUUCCAUGGAACACAGUGUCUCAUGGACUGCAAAAAAAGUGACUCUUUGUUCGUUUGUCUUGUUUUUGUACAGUUCUGAGUUACGGAUGAUAUUUGCACAUGGUGUCAGAGCGGCGGCGUCUCUCUGUGGACGCCUGACGUCUCAGCGAGACCGAAGACUUGAGCAAAGAUCUCAGUCUGUUUAAUUGGACUUGGUCGCAUCCUCCUACUGAAAUGCUUUUUUUUUUUUUUUUUACGUUUAAACGGCCUUGAAAGAUAGGAUUGCAAAAACUCAACCACUGAGGUUUGUUCCCUCCCCGGUUGUAAUCCAUUCAGCUCUCAAGUAAAUCCUGCCCGUCAGUCAGCUGGCUUAUCCUGCUUCAAUUAAACAAACCCGUUUCCUGUCACAGCCUUUUAGCGACGAGUCGCUGGCGUCGAUGCAGCGACACGAGUCUCCCAUCCCACAUCCAGGAUUUAAUAUGAACAAACUCAACGAGUAGCAUCUUCAACUCAGAUUAAACCCUUUCUUUCAUAGGUUUACUUGACGUGCCGGGGUUUGUUUUGCAGCGUGCAAACUCGGCAGCAGAGGCGCCGACUUGGGAUCACUGCUCGCAGGUGUACAGUAGAAACUCUAUGGUCCAGAGAAAGAAAGAGACAAAGGAGGAGUGAGUUUGAUGCUGCAGUAAAGGAGUGAGGAGUACGUGCGGGACAUCACUGGUGGCUGGCCGCCUUUAUGUAGUCAAAACGAUCAAUUUAACCCUCGUCUAUUUUAACCCGCGCACUGUCUUGUUGAGUACAGAGCACCCGUAUUUCUCUUUAGAGUCUAAUAGUCAUUUAUUCAUCGAUGCUUUACUUGACUUUCUUCUCGCAUGUUCUAGAGGAAGAAUAAAGUGAGUAGUUAUCACUGUCCUACGCGAACAAAUGAGUAGAGAAGAUCUCCGUUUUUUACCUGCGUUAACACACAGAAACAGUGUACAGCGUUGUCCUGUUUGCGUGGGUUUACCUGACGAGGAGAACAACCACUUUGGCUGAAGGACGUCUCUUGAAGCCGCUUUCAACAAGUUGGGAUCGACGCAUCAGAUGUCUCCUUGUGGUCGUCCGUGCCGGUGAAUGCCACUGAGUUUAAUGGGAGAACAGGAGCUCUGUGAAGCGCUCUGUGAUGACGUGCGGAGUGUCCUCAUGCUGCAUCGCCAUACAUCAUUGAACAAGUUAGCCAACUGUAACAGAACAAUAAAUAUAUGUUUUUAUAUUUACA
Fundulus heteroclitus (mummichog) is the source of this 9236-nucleotide messenger RNA. It is a transcript of the gene peak1, whose product is annotated as pseudopodium-enriched atypical kinase 1. Gene Ontology annotation, biological process: protein phosphorylation. The record is from RefSeq and is a predicted model, not a curated record. The transcript is spliced from 7 exons. Gene Ontology annotation, molecular function: ATP binding; protein kinase activity. The coding region runs from base 641 to 6355 and encodes 1904 amino acids. NCBI's taxonomy places the organism in Eukaryota, Metazoa, Chordata, Actinopteri, Cyprinodontiformes, Fundulidae.